Molecule: messenger RNA, 523 nt
Organism: Microdochium trichocladiopsis
Lineage: Eukaryota; Fungi; Ascomycota; Sordariomycetes; Xylariales; Microdochiaceae
Exons: 2
Coding region: 72-383 (103 amino acids)
Source: RefSeq, a predicted model, not a curated record
UGACAAGUUUCCGUCGACUAGUGCAAACUCAUAACCUUUGACGGUCGCUGUCAUUGCACCAUUUCUUAACGAUGGCUUCAGCGAAUGCAGGCCACAAACUUGAGGAACUCCAAAGCGAGAUCGCUUCGAAAUUUUGCGGUACUGCUCGAAUUGCGCUCAAUUGCAUCUACUUUAGUGCGACGGAUGUGCUCGAUCCCCAGAAGCUUGAUCACCUUGUCGGUAUCUUCCGACACGAAGGAUGCGAUCGGGUCAAUCCAAGUCACUUCCUUGCGGCCACUAUCUCCGCCACUAUGUUGGAAUCCGCACUCGCAUUGUCUCGCCUAUCUCUCAGCGAUCUAAACAACGUUUCGCCUCCUCUGCUUCAUCUGCCCCCUGGGGAGUAGGCGUUGGGUCUGUAUGGCCGCCAUCGGAUUGCUGCAGUUCUGCAAGACGACAGGCUGGCGUCAUGGUGGCCAGUGAAGCUAUAUGCCGAUCUUUCUUCCAAAGCAACGGACAUAUUGAUAGACGAGUACGCCAACGAGGG